AAUUACUACGUCACCACCGUGCGCCAUGAGCUUGUGCGCGGAGUGUAACGUGUAGUUGUUAAAUUCACGCGAAUGUUUUGCUAAAUAGUCUACUGUUGUACAAAAUAUAUACCAAAUAAUGUCUAAACUUUCCGAAUUUACAUUCAAGGGCAGCUGUGAUCUUAUGCCUCAAGGGUUUUGGUCAGCAAUUGAUGUAUGGAUAAAUAAACCUCAUGUUCUGAAUAAACGAUUGUGCGGAGUCAAAGUGGAGGAGGAGGGCAGGGAAGUAGAUAACCUGGAACUUCAAAACAUUUUGUCCGCGCUUUGGGAUUACGACACCGAAGACCUAAAUUGUGUACUCUCUUAUUUGAACGUCGGCGUUGAGUCGAACACUUACAUUCACGCGAAUCAGAAGGGACAUUGGUGUUUUGGAGUAAGGACAGUGGUUCCUAAAGUCAACUCUUAUGGCUCUCAAAUGCAGAAGGAAAUCAUCCUGAAGGACGCUUCGAGACAGUGUGUCAUAUUUAUACCAUUUGAAGAAAAUGAAGACGGACAUACGUUUCCAAAGAAAAACAACAUUUAUCGAAUUCAGCUGGAGGCAGAAAACAAUGAAGACUGGUCUGUGUCGGUGUCCGCCUUGCGGCCGGAUGACUGGUUCUCAGACGGAGUGGUGUAUCCCAAAUUCCCGUGGCUGGUGGGGGUGCUCCUCCCCAAACUGGCCCAGUGGUCUACGGAGAGCAGGCAGAGCGAGUUCAAGAGCACCCUGUCUCUUAUUCCAGUGGAAAAGUACAGCUGCAUGUACCAGAAGCUGAAGGAAAAAUACAAAGAGAUGGUGAAGGUUUGGCCUGAAGUGACUGAUCCAGAGAAAUUUGUUUAUGAGGAUGUGGCCAUUGCAACUUAUUUACUGGUCCUCUGGGAACAGGAGCGAGCAGAUAAAUGUCUGACUGCAAAGCAGUCCUUUGUGGAUCUGGGAUGUGGAAACGGUCUCCUCGUUCACAUACUGGGGAAUGAAGGGCACCCUGGGAAGGGCAUUGAUGUCCGGAAGAGAAAAAUCUGGGACAUGUACGGUCCUCAGACAUGUUUGGAGGAAAGUGCAAUCACACCCAGUGACAGCUUUUUGUUCCCCGACGCAGACUGGCUGAUUGGAAACCACUCGGACGAGCUGACGCCGUGGAUACCUGUUAUAGCCUCCAGGUCGUCUUACGCCUGCCGCUACUUUGUCCUCCCCUGCUGCUUCUUCGACUUCUGCGGGAAGUACCAGCGGCGGCAGUGCAGGAAGUCCCAGUAUAAGGAGUACAUCGACUUCAUCGCCGAGAUCAGCGCCGCGUGCGGGUUCAGCACGGAGGAGGACUGCCUGCGAAUCCCGUCCACCAAGCGGGUCUGCCUGAUCGGGAAGAGCAGGAGCUACGAGCCGUCCGGGGAGGCCCAGGCGGACGAGCUGAGGACCCGCUACAUUCAGGACCGGCUGUCCCGUUCCGCGGGCCCCCCGAGGGACCCCGAAGAGGAAGGGGCAGGGGGUCCGGCCGAAACCGGGGGAGGCUGGGGGGAGGGGUUCCAGCCCAGGGAAAAGGCCCAGAUCACCCGAAACUGCGCCAGCCUCCCUCGAGACUUCAUCGACGGCGUGGUCCUGCGCGUGGGACGCGCGCUGCUGGAGCUGAACCCCGAGGAGAGGCACGACCCGGAUGCCUGGAACCGAGGAGGCAGCCUGUCUGUCAGGGAGGUGGCCGAGAUGCUGGACAAACAGACGCUCCAGAUGCUGAAGAAGGAGUGCGGGGGACUGCAGACGCUCCUGAGGAACAGCCACCAGGUGUUCAAAGUGGACGGAGGCAGAGUUCAGAUCCGGGACUGGAGGGAGGAGUCCGGCGAGGGACGGUCCCGAGCCCCGCCCAAGAGGAGGCCUCCGGGGGCCCAGAAGACCCGCCCCUGCUGGUUCCACACGCACCACCCCCAGGGCUGCCCCCUCCCCACCGAGCGCUGCGCCUUUGCUCACGGGCCUGCUGACCUCCGACCCCCCACCCACCCCCCCAAGAGGCACAAGAGCCAAUCAGCAGCGACCGUGUCUGCGGCUGAGGGGAGUGCCUGAAUAUCUACCCUUUCUCUCUGUUUUUAUUCUGGCUUCUGAGUGGCUCAUCCUGUUACCGUGACGCUGUGACCAUGCCCUGCCCACUGUGGUCGUCAGCUGGCUCUAGCAUCGCCCAGCGAAGGGCGCUUUUCAGUCGGACAGGAUGGCAGCAUCAUGUCAUGCAGGUGCGCCCCCUGCUGGUCGAGGAGGUGGCUGCAGCUCGGUGUGUUAGGUUGCAGAUGAGGCGUGUCCUGAAUGGAUAGUGGAAGUCGCAGUGUUACAGCGUGGGCGUGACUGCCCAUUCACAAUGGGGGAGAAACAUAAAUUCCUAAUUAAAUAUUUCAUUUUAUUGGACUUCAUUUAAAAGAUAAAAUUGUAACAAAAUGUUUUAUUAAACUAAAAAAAAAGAAAAACCAAACCUUUUUUUUACGUUUUACAUUAUUAUUGUUUUAUUUUUUUAAUUUGAUAUUCUGUUGUCUUCCUACUGAUGUUAAUGUCUUUGCUGGAAGGGGCCUGGGGAUUGCGAUAGUCUUUUGAACAUGGACAUGCUGACAGAAUCUCUCUACACAAACUAACCGCUCCCCCUUGUCUAAUAAAACACAGCCUGAUGUAAUGUCUUCCAAAAAAACGGCCCCAACGAGCUGUGUUCUGGGACAUUUUCCCCUAAUGUUUUUUCUUGCUUUUUCUGGAAGUCUUUUGGAGCCUGGAGUAAAACGCUGGCCUCAUCCGAAAAUUGUCGGAGCUGCAUUCUGGACGACCUUUCCGCCACGAGGGCCGCCCUGGUGUUUCACACGUGAACGAGGGCGCAUAAAAUCACCGCAGGAGCUGCUUUGAGAUGUCGUGUGCUGCUAUCCUCAAGCACAUUCACAAAAGUGACAGUUUCAAAAAGACUUCACUUAAUCCAUUAGGGUGGUAAUGAACAACAGACUGAUAUAAAAUUUAAGAGUGCCCAUUGAUGUAGGACAGGCAAACUGCCAU
This is a messenger RNA of Anguilla rostrata (American eel), 3019 nucleotides long. RefSeq names its product tRNA methyltransferase 44 homolog (gene trmt44). The transcript is spliced from 11 exons. The record is from RefSeq and is a predicted model, not a curated record. NCBI's taxonomy places the organism in Eukaryota, Metazoa, Chordata, Actinopteri, Anguilliformes, Anguillidae. Gene Ontology annotation, biological process: tRNA methylation. Gene Ontology annotation, molecular function: tRNA (uridine) methyltransferase activity; metal ion binding. Bases 119 to 2062 code for a protein of 647 amino acids.